Messenger RNA from Macrobrachium nipponense, 589 nucleotides. It is a transcript of the gene RpL28, whose product is annotated as large ribosomal subunit protein eL28-like. Bases 132 to 569 code for a protein of 145 amino acids. Gene Ontology annotation, cellular component: cytosolic large ribosomal subunit; ribosome. Gene Ontology annotation, biological process: translation. Lineage: Eukaryota; Metazoa; Arthropoda; Malacostraca; Decapoda; Palaemonidae. The transcript has 5 exons. The record is from RefSeq and is a predicted model, not a curated record. Gene Ontology annotation, molecular function: structural constituent of ribosome.
AUAGAGAGAGACCCUACGUAAAAGCGAGCCACCGACCCUUGGUGGGCUGAAGGAGUCUCCGUUUUCUAUGCGCCACCGAAACAAUCCUCUCCUCAACAGCACGGAAGGCGAACAACGUGCUCCCCGCCAAGAUGAGUGCUGAUCUGUGUUGGUUGAUCAUUCGCAACAAUCAUGCGUACCUCGCGAAGAAGAGGAACGUCAAGAAGCCGUUCUCCACGGAACCAAUGAACCUUAAGAAUGUCAAUAGCCCUCGUUACAACGGCUUGAUCCACAACAAGAUGCUGGGCAUUGAGCCUGCCCCUGGCGGCAAGGGUGUCGUACUCUCCUUCAAAGCCCGGAAGUACCAGACAAAGCCAUCUAAGAACCUUAUUAAGACCACCAUCAAGUCCGGACCUCGCAGGGCCCUCCACUCCAUCAGGAAAUUCAUCAAAGGAAACCGCUACAGAAAGGAUUUGAAAAUGGCUGCUCUCCGCCGCGCAUCUGCUAUCUUCCGCUCUCAGAAGGCUCAGCCAUUCAAGAAGAUCCGCCGAAGGCCCCGUGGUACCAAGGCUGUGAAGAAAACUGAGUAAAGUUUUGAAAUAAAGAAAUU